GCACACGCCCUAUGACAAUGAAAAAAAAAAAGUUGGCUGGACGGAGAGGUUAAAUCACGGAAAAGAUAUGCGUUGCUGCUUAAUCUAGCGCAAGACUGAAGAGGAGGAUCGGUGAGACAGAAGGAGAUAGAAGAAAUUGUUUAUUUGGUCUCUUGUUCCCGUCCUAAAGCGAUAUGGAGUCCGCCAUUAAGACAAUGGUGACCACGUUUCUCACUUCUGCCAGGGGGAAGGAGAACCUAGAUUCAAAAUCCUUCAAGAAACUGGUAAAGUCACAGCUUGGCGGCCUCAUGGAGGACACAAGCAGCUCCUCUGCCAUUGAAGAGAUGCAGAAGGGACUGGAUGAGAACAAUGAUGGAAAGGUGUCCUUCAAGGAAUACCUCGGUCUGAUUGGCUACUUGGCAAAGUCCCUCAGUGAAAGCAAGAGUGGAUCCAACGCAGAUGCGUCAUAGUCACCUGUGAAGUGUUCAGGGCCAAUUAACCAGCUUCUUACAGCUUUUUAAUAUCUUGUCCCGUUUUCAAACAGUUCAGCCGUUACAUCUUUUUAAUUUUUUUUUUUUACAGCAAUCCAUAAUCAUGUUUACUGAGUUAAUCAAGCCGCUGUAUAAUUCUCUGAGAUGCAUCUUAAUGUCUGUCCAGAUCAACCUGUUUUCACACCACAUUGAUCUCCAUUGUCAAGGACACACUGAAGGACUCUGAGCUUGUCAAUUUUUUUAUACCAAAUAUUCAAAAGAUGCUGAUUGUGUUUUCAAAAUAAAAGCUUUAUAUUAAAACUA
Messenger RNA from Mugil cephalus (flathead mullet), 773 nucleotides. RefSeq lists its product as uncharacterized. Lineage: Eukaryota; Metazoa; Chordata; Actinopteri; Mugiliformes; Mugilidae. The transcript is spliced from 3 exons. Gene Ontology annotation, molecular function: calcium ion binding. The record is from RefSeq and is a predicted model, not a curated record. Bases 174 to 449 code for a protein of 91 amino acids. Gene Ontology annotation, cellular component: perinuclear region of cytoplasm.